This is a messenger RNA of Physella acuta, 1876 nucleotides long. RefSeq lists its product as uncharacterized. Lineage: Eukaryota; Metazoa; Mollusca; Gastropoda; Physidae. The record is from RefSeq and is a predicted model, not a curated record. Gene Ontology annotation, molecular function: carbohydrate binding.
CGAACCAAUAGUCUUUCAGUUAACAGGGCUAAGUUUUCAACCCGGCGACUUAUUUAACUGGAGCUGCCGUUACAACUGUCGCAGUCUAUAGGCAGUGGAAGGCAGACGUUGUGAACAAUGGCAUACAGGAAAACCAAACUCAGUGUCCCCGACUACACCCACAUACCUGGAGGUCUGAACGUUGGCUCACAAAUUAUCGUCAGAGGCAGAGUACCAUAUGGGGAGGACAGGUUUCACAUCAAUCUCCAAACCGAGCAAGAAGACGGAUGUGACGUAGCGUUCCACUUCAACCCGCGAACCGACUCCCAGACGGUAGUCCGCAACUCCUACCAGGGAGGGUGGCAGGGGGAGGAGGUGGACACCCCCUACUUCCCCUUCUCCCACGGGUCAAAGUUCACCAUCAGGAUCUACGUGGGGCUGGACUACUACGUGGUGCUGGUCAACGGACGCUACUUCCUGCAGUACAACCACCGGCUGUCGUACCAAGACGUCAGGUACAUGAAGCUCAGUGAGGGCGCCGAGUUCUACGAGUCUACAAUACAGAACUCUUGUAAUGUGCCGUACAAAGGUGUGUUUCCCGGCGGGCUGAGGAUGGGGAAGGCUCUCAGGGUUCGUGGCUUUGUCAACGACAACGCUGAAAGGUUUGCCAUCAACUUUAACGCCGACAUCGAGGGCGAGACUGUGGGCAUCCACUUCAACCCACGCCAGGACCAAGAGGACGUGGUCCUUAACUCCAAGGUGGGGGGCUGGCAGGAGGAGGAGCGGGGUCAAGGCUGGUUCCCCUUCCAGAGGGGUCAGUUCUUUGAUGUGCUCUUCAUUUCCUGGGACGGAAGGUUCAACAUUUACGUCAAUGAGAAAUUCUUCACGUCCUACACAUUCCGUAUCCCACCUGAGGACAUCAACUACCUGGACAUAGACGGUGACGUCACGCUGAUGGACGUAGAGUUCACUGAUCCCUUGCCAGACGACUACAUCAAGCACAUUCCCUCAGGCCUGGAGAAAAGUGAUCUGAUCGUCGUCAAAGGUUUCUUCUACCCCACGGGCUCCAGGUUCGCCAUCAACCUCCUGUACGGGACCUCGCUUGAUGACGACAUUGCCCUCCACUUCAACCCCCGACGUGACCAGGGAGAGGUUGUCCUCAACAGCAGGGAGGGUGGCAGCUGGGAGGAGGAGGAGAGACACGCGUUGCCCUACCCUAUGGUUGAAAUGUUGCCCUUCCAAGUUGAAAUUGUCAACAAGAGCAAAAAGUUUAAGAUUUACAUCAACGGUAAAAAGUUCACCAGCUUCAAGGCUAGAGGGGACGUUGAGAACAUCAAAGGCAUCAACGUCAGCGGCGAGGCUUACAUCUAUGAAGUCAAGCUGCUGAGAAGAGUGGAGAAGCCAUUCGUCGACAAACUCCCCGGGCCCCUGGAGGUCGGGUCAUGGGUUUCCGUCAUCGGCACCCCCAAGAAGAAGGCGGACAGUUUCGCCAUCAACCUGCAGUGUGGCGACGACCCCGACUACGGCAAUGACGUAGCGUUCCACUUCAACCCCAGGUUCAGUGGGGAGGACUCUGUCAGGAACACCAUGGAGAACGGCUCGUGGGGCGAGGAGGAGAAGGAACAGCCCAACUUCCCUUUCGAGCCUGAAGACAGGUUUGAGAUCAACAUCCUGCGACUGUCAGACAUCUUCAGGGUGUUUGUCAACCGUCAGACCUACAUCGACUACGCCCACAGGAUUGACCCCGGCCGUAUCUGCCACAUUAUGUUGAACGGAGACUGCAAUUUCUUUGAGCCUGAGUUUUACUAAGUUUUCACAAGUCUGCUGUGUUUGUUUUACUACACACACCAAAGAUUGACACCAUCACGCCUUCAUUUCAACAAACACAAGUCGCCAA